This is a messenger RNA of Rhododendron vialii, 1100 nucleotides long. RefSeq names its product U1 small nuclear ribonucleoprotein A-like. Lineage: Eukaryota; Viridiplantae; Streptophyta; Magnoliopsida; Ericales; Ericaceae. Gene Ontology annotation, cellular component: U1 snRNP. The coding region runs from base 96 to 818 and encodes 240 amino acids. Gene Ontology annotation, biological process: mRNA splicing, via spliceosome. The record is from RefSeq and is a predicted model, not a curated record. The transcript is spliced from 5 exons. Gene Ontology annotation, molecular function: U1 snRNA binding.
UUUAGCCACUCGGAACAAAUCACUGGAAAACUUCUCGCUGCUUUGUCGGAUUUCACAGGUAGUAGGGUUUAUUAGAAUUUCAGAGUUAGAGACCCAUGGCGGAGAUGGCCACCGGCGGCGACGUUCCUACGAACAUGACUAUAUACAUCAACAACCUCAACGAGAAGAUCAAGCUCGAAGAGUUGAAGAAAUCCCUGUUGGCCGUUUUCUCUCAAUUCGGGAAGAUAUUGGAGGUUUUAGCAUUCAAGACGCUUAAACACAAAGGUCAAGCCUGGGUUGUGUUCGAAGACGUGUCUUCCGCCUCAAGUGCGCUUCGCCAAAUGCAAGGCUUUCCGUUUUAUGACAAACCUAUGAGGAUACAAUAUGCAAAGACAAAAUCAGAUGUAGUAGCAAAAGCUGAUGGUACUUUUGUUCCGAGAGAGAGAAAAAAGAGGCAUGAGGAAAAAGGGAGGAAGCGAAAAGACCAACACGAUGCAAAUCAAGCUGGAAUGGGUCAGAAUCCUGCUUAUGGCGGUGCCUACGGUGCAGCUCCUCAUUUAUCACAAAUACCGUAUAUGGGUGGUGCAAAAUCUGCAGUUCCAGAAGCUCCAGCUCCACCAAAUAACAUAUUAUUUGUUCAGAAUCUUCCGCAUGAGACCACUCCAAUGCUGCUGCAAGUGCUCUUCCGCCAAUACCCUGGCUUUAAGGAAGCAAGGAUGGUGGAAGCAAAACCCGGAAUCGCCUUUGUUGAGUAUGAGAAUGAGAUGCAAUCCACAUACGCAAUGCAGGGACUCCAGGGUUUCAAGAUAUCACUUGAGAACCCAAUGUUGAUUACCUAGGCAAAGAAAUAGAUUAGAUGACCUUUUGAAGCUGCCAUUUUUGUUUUUUGGUAAAAUGGAUGCACUUAAGAAGGAUUAGCUCUGGACCGUUGAUCUGGAAAGAUGUUGUGUAGUACCUAUUUCCAUCUUGCUUUGGCUGUUAGUGUACUUAUUUACAUUUUUUUUUUGACAAGUAAUUAUUUACUUAUUGUAGUGUAUUAAACCUUAGUUUUCCCUGUAUAUCUACUUUUUUUUAUUAGCAUAUCUUGAAUUCAGGUUAGUUCGACUAGCCUAUGUUUGUUU